AUGUAUGUCAUAUUUCCGGCAGAUGAGGUAGUAUAUCUGUCGUAUGGUCGUCUUAUUGUCGUACCCGCCAAUUCCAACCCCGAAACAACCACACCUCCCAUCAGACCAGAUACAUUUACUUCGGACACCAAUUACUGUAACGCUCUGAUAUCAGCAGCCGCGUCCAACAAGCAGAAACGAGCUUCGUGCGCCACGUCUACCUUCACCCCUCAACCCGUAGUACCUGGCCCUUCCUGUAGAUUCAACCAUAACCCGGUAGAAGAACAACCCUCAACUAGUACAGCACCUGAAGCUCCAUUGCCAGCACCGCCGGUAUCGCCGAAACCCAAAAAAAGGUCGCUGAGAUUGAACUUUAGUUUGCUUAAAAGAAACAGCUCUAAAAACUCCAACGAAACCAGCUCUGCUAACGUUCGUGUAAGGAGAUCAAUAGGGCAUAUCGAGCAAGUACGAGCUGUUACACCUCCCUCGGAAGCUUUUAGGAAGUACUGUAACAUUUCACAACCAGAGAUCAGUAACAGUAUCCCUGAAAACAAAAAAGUUACCAAGGAAAAUUGUUUAAACCAAGGGAUAUCAAGUAAAAGAUCUUCGUCAUCAUCAAAAACUAGCAAACCACCAUCCAUUCAAGAAGACCAAAGCAGUAAAAGAUCCAGUAAGCAUAGUUCUUCCUCUUCAAAGUCAACGAAACAAGGAAAACUGACUCCAUCUCCUGUAAACUUUAACAGCAAUCCAGGACCGUUCAAUAGAAGUCAGAGUCAGAUCCAGAGAGAAACCAGGAAGGAAAAUAUAGGAAGAAAAACUUCUACUCCCACUAAUUUAACGACAGACGUGUUCUAUCCGCUUUCAACUAGCAGGGAGAAGAACUUAGUAGAACCAAGCCCAGAAUUCAGAGAGAAAAAGAGAUCUAGUUCGUUUAGAAUAACUCUGAGGAGGAGUAAAAGUCCUGACGUGUCUUCUAGUCAACCUCUGAGACCGGAGAGGAAGAAAGAGAAGAAAGUGAUUAAGCCCAGAGGGAUUUUGGAAAGGAAACUGUCGUUUUCUGACUUCGUAGCUUUGAGUCGCGAGAAAAAGUCGUCGGAACUGCGUCCGGAAGUGAUAGUGACUAGUGAAAAUAGUGAUCGGUUGUCAGUGAAGAAGGAUAAGUCGCCGGUUUUGGGGUUCUUCAGAAAAACCCCGUCGCCGAAGAACUUAGGUUGCGAUAGGACACCGAAUGUGCACGUGAAUAAGGAUUAUGGUGGUUCGAGCUGGCUGGUGAGCUCACGUGAGCCUCAGUACGAAGACGAGGCGACGACUAGUGAAACUGGUCACAGACAGACGUCAGGUGAUGUUACAAAAGAGUGGGGUGGAUAUUUUUGA
Messenger RNA from Sitophilus oryzae (rice weevil), 1353 nucleotides. RefSeq lists its product as uncharacterized. The coding region runs from base 1 to 1353 and encodes 450 amino acids. The record is from RefSeq and is a predicted model, not a curated record. The transcript has a single exon. Lineage: Eukaryota; Metazoa; Arthropoda; Insecta; Coleoptera; Curculionidae.